CUGUUACAUAAUUUCCUUUUAACUUAAGCCUGCCAGAGCGCAUUCACCAGCUAGUUUACCCAAGGUUUGCCCAUACUGGCCAGUCAUGAGUUCAAACGCGCUGCGUUUCUGGCCGAACUAGAGGACCUCAGCGAGAAGAAUCCAGUGUUUGAUUCUGGACCCGAACCGGAAGUUUUUAGUGGUGACUGACUGCAUCGAACAGCGGGAGCAUGAUGAGACUGACGGCGGCGCGGAGCUGCUCUCUGCUCGGCCUCGUGCUGCUGCUGCUGCGCGCGGAACUCUGCGGGGCACAGCGAUUUCUCUCACAGAAUAAAGCGUCUCAGUUCCUCCUGCGACACAGACGUGCAAACACCCUCUUUGAGGAGAGCAAGAAAGGAAACCUGGAGCGUGAAUGCAUCGAGGAGCUGUGUGAUAAAGAGGAGGCACGAGAGAUAUUUGAGAACAAUCUAGAAACAGAUUAUUUCUAUCCCAAGUAUAUUGAUUGUCUGCAAUCUCACCGCACCGGGAUAAAUAAUCCAAACUCUGAGCCUGGAAUCCCUCAGAACCUCCGUAGCUGUAUUCAAGGUGAUCCAGCACUAGUACUGUUAUCUAGUCUGAGACCGUGUUGUGUCUGUGUUCAUUGUGAGUUUGAGUUGCUAUGUGUUUCAGAAAUCAGUAACCAAUGUCUGCCGCUGCCGUGCAAUAAGAAUGGUUAUGAGCGCUGUGUGGACGGUCAGGGCUCCUUCACGUGUGUGUGUAAAGCGGGAUGGAGGGGUCAGCGCUGUGAGCAAGAUAUUAAUGAGUGUGAAGACCCAGAAUUCCCUGCAGGCUGCAGCCAAACGUGUCACAACCUCCCCGGCAGCUUCAUGUGCAGCUGUGAGAAAGGCUUCUUCACCCGUGACAACAUCCACUGCAUCGAUAUCAAUGAGUGUAUCCUGUAUCCCAGUGUGUGUGUGGAACCAUCCAAAUGUGUAAACGCUCCGGGAAUGUUUGAGUGCCGCUGUCCUGUGGGAUACCUGUACAACAUGAGCUCACACCAAUGUGUCGAUCUGGAUGAGUGUGAGCAGGACGUGUGUGACGGUGAGUGUGUGAACACCAUCGGGAGUUUCUCCUGUCACUGUGACGGCCGUAAAGGUGUGAAGCUGGCAGAGGACAGCCGUCAGUGUGAGAAGAUCCCCAAGUGUUUGGAUCUGUACGAAUAUAAGCAUGAGCAGAUGCUGUAUCUGGGAGAGCAGUUCUACCUGCGCUUCCGUCUGCAGGCCGACACCAAGUUUGCAGCUGAAUUUGAUAUCCGCACGUUUGAUCCUGAGGGAGUGAUUCUGUAUGCCCGGUCUUCGCUGGGCUCAUGGUUUAUGUUGGGUUUACGGACUGGCCGCAUCGAGGUUCAGUUUAAGAAUGAACACUCCAUCCAUAUGACCAGCGGAGGAAAAGCCAUCAAUGACGGCCAGUGGCAUGUGAUCUCUGUGGAGGAGCUGAUGGGAAGCAUCAGUGUGAAGAUCAGUAAAGAGGCUGUAAUGAGCAUUAACAGUCCUGAGCGACUCUUCAGCCCCGUCAACGACAAACUGGAAAUAAAGGUUUACAUUGCCGGCCUGCCUAAUCGCAACGAGAGCCUCAUCAAACCAAUCAACCCGAGGCUGGAUGGCUGCAUCCGUGGCUGGAAUCUGAUGAAUCAGGACGUGUCUGGAGUGAACGAGGUGUUUCGGGGAAAGGAGAGCAAACACUGUUAUGUGCAUGUGGAGAAAGGCUCUUUCUUCAGCGGCGGAGGACUGGCACUCUUCAACAUCAACUACAGCAGCACAGAUCUCUGGAAACUGGAUGUUGUGAUGAGCGUCCGUCCGUCCAGCAGCACCGGUGUAUUAUUUGCCCUGGUUAGCAACAGCUCUGUCCCUCUUUCAGUUGCUGUGGUGACACAAGGACCUGAUGAUGCGAAUCUGCAGGUUUUUAUGGAUGGCAUCUGCGUGGCGACGCUGGAGUCUCUGAUGCUGUGUUAUCCCGACCGGUUGGUGUUGGAGAUGAAAGUAUCAGCUGAUGGUCUCCACAUCACGGCAAACUCCUCCAGCGUGUCCUACAGUGACUCUGAAACCCUGAGCAUGGCUUUAUCCAAACUCAACAGUGCCAUGCAGGGUCAAGUCCACACUUACAUAGGAGGACUUCCAGAUCUCCCGCUAUCUGUCACUCCCAUCUCUGCGUUCUACCACGGCUGUCUGGAGAUCAGUGUGAACGGACAGCAGCUGGACUUCGACGAGGCUGUUAGCAAAGACGACAGCAUCAAGUCUCACUCCUGUCCUCCUGUUUCUGCCCCAGACCCUCCGUCCACUGAAUCCCAGCCGCACUAGACAGAAAAUAACAUCACAGCCUAAUGCAGGGACACCUGAGCCGCUGCGUCUGUCUGAGUUCCUGUCAAAUACAUGAUGUGAUGUCCUGAUUCUGGCUUCAGAAGGAGACGGAGAGAGAAAGCUUGACCUGUGAUUUUUAAUAGAUUUUUUUAAUUGACUUUGUGUUUUUAAUUGAUGCCCUCAUUAGUUGAUUGAUGACAAACCUGUGAAAGAGCUUCAGAAGCUCAUGAGCCUCUAUUUAAAGAUGCUACACAUUCAUUCCAGUAUUUUUAUUCCUGACGUGUGUUUUUAAUCAGGUUUUUACUCGCAGUAUGGAGCCGUCAGUUUGUAUCUUGUGUAUAUAACACACUAAUUUGAAUGUGAUGUGAAUGUUUAGAUGGAUAUUCAACACUAGUGCCACAUUAAUUGUUGUAAUAAAACAUAAAAUGCA
This is a messenger RNA of Carassius auratus (goldfish), 2745 nucleotides long. It is a transcript of the gene pros1, whose product is annotated as protein S. Lineage: Eukaryota; Metazoa; Chordata; Actinopteri; Cypriniformes; Cyprinidae. Gene Ontology annotation, molecular function: calcium ion binding. Bases 210 to 2315 code for a protein of 701 amino acids. Gene Ontology annotation, cellular component: extracellular region. The transcript has 14 exons. The record is from RefSeq and is a predicted model, not a curated record.